Molecule: messenger RNA, 1185 nt
Organism: Torulaspora delbrueckii
Lineage: Eukaryota; Fungi; Ascomycota; Saccharomycetes; Saccharomycetales; Saccharomycetaceae
Gene: PBR1
Product: putative oxidoreductase
Exons: 1
Coding region: 1-1185 (394 amino acids)
Source: RefSeq, a predicted model, not a curated record
AUGCCUGUGAAUAUCAUUGGCACUGCCAUUGUAAAGGGCACAGAGGCGAUUCCGUACUACCAACAGAUCAAGACUGCUGCCCCAUAUGUAGUAGCUGCGGGAGCUGCAAAGUACUGGUCGCGAGGUGCGACCAACACUUGGGAAAGAAAACUGCAUGGUAAGGUUUACUUAGUCACUGGUGCGUCGAGUCAAGGAAUGGGUACUGCUGUUGUCUUAGAAAUGGCUCGUUUGGGGGCUCAAUUGAUCAUCCUGACAAGAAACGUCGAUGAAUGGGCCACUGACUGGUGCAAUGAUCUGCGGGAAAAGAGUCAGAAUGACCUCAUCUACAUGGAAAAGUGUGAUCUGAGUGACCUAUGGCAAGUGCGUAAGUUUGCCACUGGGUGGCUUGAUAACGCGCCACCUAGGAGAUUGGACGGAGUGGUGGUGAUGUCUGGUGAGAUGGAACCAUGGGGAAUUCCCGUAGUAUCGCCGCCGACAAGAAGAUCAUCGGUCGAUGGGCUUGAAUUGCAAAUGGCUACGAACUAUGUUGGUAUUUUUCACUUACUCGACUUGUUACAACCUAGCUUUAAAGCUCAACCACCUGAUAGAGAUGUGCGGAUCAUCAUAACGACCUGUUGGUUGCAAUCGAUGGGGGAAAUCAAUGUGGAAGAUCCACUAUGGCAAAACGCAAAAUACGAUAGCUCUCUGAAGUUUUUCGCUAGCAGUAAGUUACAACUGUCAGUUUGCAUGCUUGAGCUACAAAGACGGUUAUUGAACGAGAUCAAGAAAAUGCAAAAAGAUGGGAAAGAGGUCAAAGGGACCCAUGUCACCGUAACGUUGGUACAACCGGGUACAAUGAGAUCACACAGUCUUCGUCGGGUUCUAAGCAACGGGUCAGUUUUCUUACUUAUUUUCCUAUACUGUCUAUUGCUCUACCCUCUACUAUUCCUGCUCACCAAAAGUGGUCGGCGUGGAGCUCAAAGUGUGCUGUAUGCGCUAAUGACUCCGGAACUUGAGGAAGUGAACCUACAGGAUGAAAAAGUCAAGUACGUAUCCGAUUGUUCUAUCGUCAAGCUAGCGCGCAAAGAAUUUGAGGAUGAAGCAUUACAAACCAAGCUUUAUGAGAACACUUUACGUGAUAUCAAUGAAUUGGAGAAGAAAAUGGCAUCCAAAAGGAAUAAAGCCAAGACAACCAAGAAGAAAUAG